Messenger RNA from Plectropomus leopardus (leopard coralgrouper), 588 nucleotides. The record is from RefSeq and is a predicted model, not a curated record. NCBI's taxonomy places the organism in Eukaryota, Metazoa, Chordata, Actinopteri, Perciformes, Serranidae.
UUGAAGCUGGUCAAUCCCACUCAGUAUCGCUUCGAGCAUCUGGCCACGCAGCUGAAGUGGCGUCUGCAGGAGGGCCGCGGCGAGGCCGUGUACCAGAUCGGCGUGGAGGACAACGGCCUGCUGGUCGGCCUGACGGAGGCCGACAUGAAGGCGUCGCUCAAGACCUUAAAGAGGAUGGCAGAGAAAGUCGGCGCCGACAUCACUCUCCUCCGAGAGCGGGAGGUGGACUACGACUCGGACAGAAACACGCGCAAAAUCGCAGAAGUCCUCGUCCGAAAAGUGCCCGAUGAUCAGCAGUUCCUGGACCUGCGGGUGGCGGUCCUGGGGAACGUGGACUCGGGGAAGUCGACCCUGCUGGGCGUCCUGACGCAGGGCGAGCUGGACAACGGGCGAGGCCGAGCGAGGCUCAACCUCUUCAGACAUCUGCACGAGAUCCAGACGGGACGCACGUCCAGCAUCAGCUUCGAGAUCCUCGGCUUCAACAGCAAAGGAGAGGUGAGUCUGACGCAGCCGCGACCCGCCGCAAAACCACCACAUUAACCCUUCAGACCCCAACACGGCGGCUCCGAUCCUGAAAAAUGUUUAAAG